This is a messenger RNA of Perkinsus marinus ATCC 50983, 249 nucleotides long. RefSeq lists its product as hypothetical. The coding region runs from base 1 to 249 and encodes 82 amino acids. NCBI's taxonomy places the organism in Eukaryota, Perkinsozoa, Perkinsida, Perkinsidae. The transcript has 3 exons. The record is from RefSeq and is a predicted model, not a curated record.
AUGUCCGCCCUCCCCGUCCGUGUUGCUCAUGCCUGGGCCAUAGUUUGGCUGGACUUGUAUCAGACGCCUUGUCUCAUCACAGAGGGGUUCACUGAUGGUAUCAAGGGCAUGUUCAGGGAGAUAGGCAGGGGCAAGCAGGAGUAUCCCUUCAACCCAUUGAACCCCGCGACUGCCACAACGAACCGCUUGGGUCGGAAAAAGAAGUACUGCAACGACAAGAAUUCUUUCCGUUUUGGAGUGACCUAUUAG